GUGCAGGGGAGCGCGGUGGCGGCAGGACGGCAGCUGCGGCUCCGGCAGCAGAUCAGAAUGGUCUUGGCUCAGACCUUUUCCAUCUCCCUACUGAUGUAAGCGCUGAAAACUGCAUCUCCCAGCCAGGCAGGUCCUCACCACCCUGGCCUCCAGCCCUGCCUCAACCUCCCGCUUGACUCUGUGUCCCCGUUCAUGGCAAUGCCUCAAAAUUCAACUGGAGAAAAUGGCUUUUGUUUCACUCAGACACUUGACUUCUCCCAUUCACAUCCUCCUCCUGGUGAGGCCAGCCGGGCCUGCGGUACCCCAUUGAGCAAUGGCACUGCAUCCUCUGGAGUGCCCAGCCCCUCUGAUUCAUGUGCUGAACCCCUCUGCUCCACCACCCCUGGAGAGGAAGAGACCCAAUUCCAUGAAGGGAUUAAGUAUGUGUCAACCGAACAGGAGGACUUGGCAUGCGGCUGGGGGGGGUUCACCCCGGGGUGCUUACAGCUCUUCAACACAUCCAAAGGUGUCUUGUUCUUCCUCUGCGUGGCCUCCUUCCUGCAAGGCAUGACAGUGAACGGCUUCAUCAACACGGUCAUCACCUCCAUUGAGCGACGCUUCGACCUCCGCAGUUACCAGAGCGGUCUGAUUGCCAGCUCCUACGACAUAGCUGCAUGCGUCUGCUUGACCUUCGUCAGCUACUUUGGGGGCAAUGGCCACAAACCACGAUGGUUGGGCUGGGGCGUGCUGGUCAUGGGCUUGGGCUCCCUGCUCUUUGCCUUACCCCACUUCACCACAGGACCAUAUGAGGCACGUUCGGCUGUAGAGGUUGGCAUCUGCGGGGGGAACCAAAGCCUGCCCUGUGCCCAGGCUGCCUCCAGCCUCUCCAGCUACAGGUUCAUGUUCAUGCUGGGACAGUUCCUGCAUGGGAUGGGAGCCACGCCGCUCUACACGCUUGGUGUCACCUAUUUAGAUGAAAAUGUCAAGACUAACUACUCCCCUGUGUACAUUGCUGUUUUCUACACUGCUGCAAUCCUUGGGCCUGCAGCGGGUUAUCUGGUAGGAGGAAUGUUUCUAAAUAUUUAUACUGAAAUUGGCAGAGAAAUUGACAUCACCCCAGAGAACACGCUGUGGGUUGGGGCAUGGUGGAUUGGCUUCCUUGGGGCUGGAGCAGCCUCCCUCCUCAUCUCCAUCCCCAUCCUGGGCUAUCCCCACCGCCUCCCAGGAUCCCAACGUUAUACUGUUAUGAGGGUGUCAGAGGCUCAUCAGCUAAAGGAUGGGAGCCACAAAAAAGCAUCGGAUCCGGACUUUGGGAAAACAGUUAAAGAUCUGCCUCGGUCAGUGCUGCUGCUUCUGAAGAACCCCACCUUCAUCUUCCUCUGCUUAGCAGGAGCAACUGAAGCCACCCUCAUUGCUGGGAUGUCCACAUUUGGACCCAAGUUCCUGGAGUCUCAGUUUAGUUUAAGUGCCUCUGAAGCUGCUACCUUUUUCGGUUAUCUGGUUGUGCCAGCUGGAGGGGGAGGCACAUUCCUGGGAGGAUUCCUUGUGAAUAAGUUCAAACUCCGCUGUUCAGGAAUCAUCAAGUUGUGUUUACUUUGCACGGUGUCGAGUCUCCUGGCUAUAUUCAUUUUCUUUAUUCACUGCCCGAACAUGCCGAUGGCAGGAGUAACCCAGACGUAUGAAGGAAGUGCUUUGCCCAGUGGCCACCUAAACCUGACAGCAGCCUGCAAUGCUGAUUGUGGCUGUCUACGGGAGACCUACAGCCCUGUCUGCGGGAGUGAUGACAUUAUGUAUUACUCUCCCUGCCAUGCUGGGUGCAAAGAAGUAUCCAAAAACCUCAGGAAUGGCAAGAAGGUCUACCACGAGUGUAGCUGCAUUGACAAAACCCUCCUGCCCGGCCCUGGUGAUGCAGAGGCAGGGAAAUGCACCUCCUCCUGUGCAAAAAGGUCCCUGCUGCUGCUGUUCAUGUUUGUGGUGAUCCUCUUCACCUUCCUGAGCAGCAUUCCUGCCCUGACAGCCACUCUGCGGUGUGUCUCUGACAGGCAAAGAUCAUUUGCACUUGGGAUCCAAUGGAUCGUAGUACGAACACUAGGAGGCAUCCCUGGCCCCAUCGCCUUUGGGUCCAUGAUCGAUAAAUCCUGCCUGCUCUGGCAGGACCAGUGCGGUGAGCAAGGGUCUUGCUACGUUUACCAGAACUCAGCCAUGAGCCGAUACACCCUCAUCGCUGGACUGGUCUACAAGGUGCUUGGGACAACCUUCUUCCUCAUUGCCUGUUUACUCUACAAACCACCACCACCAGAGUCAGCUGCAGGAAGCUCGGAUGCAUCUGAACAUGGGAACCACCAGGAGCACAAACCUUCGCUGCCGGCUGGAGAGGAUAUAUAGCACUGUACACAUGCAAGUGACUUUCUCAGACUCAGAAAUGCAAUGAGAAGGAUGUUAUGCUGUCCCUAGGGGGUUUAAUAGUAAUAUUAUCACUUCUUUUUUAGUUCAAGAUAAAUAAUUUAAUCAA
Melopsittacus undulatus (budgerigar) is the source of this 2491-nucleotide messenger RNA. RefSeq names its product solute carrier organic anion transporter family member 4A1 (gene SLCO4A1). The record is from RefSeq and is a predicted model, not a curated record. NCBI's taxonomy places the organism in Eukaryota, Metazoa, Chordata, Aves, Psittaciformes, Psittaculidae. The transcript has 12 exons. The coding region runs from base 193 to 2364 and encodes 723 amino acids. Gene Ontology annotation, biological process: sodium-independent organic anion transport; transmembrane transport. Gene Ontology annotation, cellular component: plasma membrane. Gene Ontology annotation, molecular function: thyroid hormone transmembrane transporter activity; protein binding.